AUGCUGUGGAUAGAUAAGCAUUGCCCAAAGAACCUGAAUGAUUUCACAUCACACAAGGAUCUUAGUGAGCUCCUAUUGAAGUUAGUCAACAAAUCGCAUGGUGAAUUACCGCAUUUUUUAUUCUAUGGGCCUUCAGGAGCUGGAAAAAAAUCCAGAAUUCUAGCUACUCUCCGCUCAGUGUUUGGAAAUAAGGUAGAUAAGAUUAAAACCGACGUCUUGUCAUACAAGGACACUAGCGAGGUUGUAGUAUGCCAAAGUGAAGUCCAUAUUCAAAUACCAUGUCAAGAAUUAGGAACAAGAGAUAGAUACAUAGUACAGGAUAUUAUAAGAAGCUUAUCUUCAGCACCUUCUGCCUCAAACUUUUUUUCAAAAGGACCUUCUUAUAGAGCUUUCCUUUUUGAGGAUGCCGACACACUAACCCAAGAGGCCCAGGCGGCCCUUCGUAGAACCAUGGAAACAUAUAUCAAAAAUGCAAGGAUGUUUUUACACGUCAGACAACUAUCAAGAAUAAUGCCUCCCCUAAGAAGCCGUUGUUUAUGCAUAAGGGUUAGAAGUCACACAAAUGAUGAGAUUGUUCAAAUUUUGAGGAAAAUCUGCAACUCAGAAGACAUCACGCCUUCUCAAGCUAGUGACCAGAUGCUUAGAAACAUUGCUGAAUCAAGCAAACGGAAUUUGAGAAGGUCCAUAUUGACACUGGAAACCAUAGCGAUGGGUGGAUUCACCCUGCAAACUAAGAACUUCAUGAUGCCCUGGGAAAAGAAUAUAACGCAAGUAGUACAAUCAGUUGUCUCAUCGCAAACUCCUUCAACGCUCUCUGCUGUAAGACCUCAAAUAUACGAACUUUUGGUGUGUUGCAUCCCUGGCGAUCUCAUUUUAGAGAACAUUGUUGACCAGCUUGUACCUAAGGUGAAGCCAUCUUUGGUUCCCAGUGUUUUCCAUCUUGCAGCUCACUUUUCUCACACAAUGAAGCUUGGCUCAAAGGAUAUAUGGCACAUUGAGGCCUUCCUGGCCCAGAUCAUGAGCCUAAUUGCUAAGACCAGAACUUCUAAAAAUUAA
Molecule: messenger RNA, 1056 nt
Organism: Theileria annulata
Lineage: Eukaryota; Apicomplexa; Aconoidasida; Piroplasmida; Theileriidae
Product: replication factor C subunit, putative
Exons: 8
Coding region: 1-1056 (351 amino acids)
Biological process (GO): DNA-templated DNA replication; DNA repair
Cellular component (GO): DNA replication factor C complex; nucleus
Molecular function (GO): DNA clamp loader activity; DNA binding
Source: RefSeq, a predicted model, not a curated record